AUGAAAAAUAAAUGUACAAUAGAUCUUAAACCAUCAGGUAAUACUGUUGAGUGUGGAGAUAAAAGCUUCAGUAAAUGUAAUUCUACAGGAAAAUUGCAAAAGUUAGACUAUAACAUCAGAUGGGCAUGUGAACGUUUAGUCGUACCAAAAAAUGGUGAAAAUCCAUUCUGCAAAAUAUGUAAUCCUGAAAUUAACACAGAAAUUGUGUAUACUACUUGUAAUCAAACUGGAAUGUGGCCAGAACUCCUACACCAAAAUGAAAUUGCCAAGCAAACAAGAACCAUUCUUCUGUAUGUGUUAUACUCUUAUGGAGUGCCCUUCUUGAUUGUUUCUUGCAACGUUGGAUUAACGUCCAUUGUUCAUAGUGACAACGCGAUUGGUUAUGGUGGACACGUGUGUUUUUUAAAUCAACAAAUAUCUAUCAUUAUCACAUUUAUGGCACCUAUUGUUCUUGUAUGUUGUAGUAAUGUAGCCUUGUUCUCACUCACUGCUAGAACUAUUGCUUCUAGUUGCAGGGUAACAGAUGAACAGCUUGGACCAAAUAGAACUCAGUUCACUGUUUACGUCAAACUAUUUACGAUAACCGGAAUAACGUGGAUUUUCCAAAUAGCUGAAUCUUUUUUACCGUCAUCUCUUCAAGAAAAUGCAUUUUCUUUGAUUGUGUGGCUCUUAAAUGCACUUCAAGGAGUGUUUAUAUUCGUCUCAUUUAUAUGUCCCAUCUAA
This is a messenger RNA of Mytilus californianus (California mussel), 723 nucleotides long. Its product is annotated as probable G-protein coupled receptor Mth-like 2. The coding region runs from base 1 to 723 and encodes 240 amino acids. Gene Ontology annotation, cellular component: membrane. The record is from RefSeq and is a predicted model, not a curated record. NCBI's taxonomy places the organism in Eukaryota, Metazoa, Mollusca, Bivalvia, Mytilida, Mytilidae. Gene Ontology annotation, molecular function: G protein-coupled receptor activity. Gene Ontology annotation, biological process: G protein-coupled receptor signaling pathway. The transcript is spliced from 3 exons.